This is a messenger RNA of Thamnophis elegans (Western terrestrial garter snake), 1454 nucleotides long. RefSeq names its product coiled-coil domain containing 84 (gene CENATAC). Lineage: Eukaryota; Metazoa; Chordata; Lepidosauria; Squamata; Natricidae. The record is from RefSeq and is a predicted model, not a curated record.
CGCGGCCGUGACGUCACUGCGGGGGACGCGGCGCAGCAAGAUGGCGGCCGAGGCGGCGACGCUCUUCCGCUGCCAGCUGUGCCGCCGCAGCGCCUUCGACGGUCGCCGGAGCCACCUGUACAGCGCGGGGCACCAGCGGCGGCUGCGCGCGGCCCUGGCCCGGCUGGGCGAGAAGGUGGCGGCGGCGCGGGCGGCGGCGCGGCGGGCGGAGGUGCUGCCCUUCCAGCCCGGCGAGCACGAGCGGCGCGUCUGGUGCCCCUGCUGCGCGCGCGAGGUCCGGAGCCACCUGAGCCGCGGCGCGCGGACGGUGCUGCACGGCGGCCUCCUGGAGCACCUGGCCAGCCCGGAGCACGAGAGAGCCGUGGCCGCCUUCUGGAGGAAGAACAGGGCCGACCCCAAGCAGAAGGCCGACUUCCUGCUGUCCGCGGCGGAGUACCGGCGCUUCCAGGAGUCUCUCUGUGAAGCCCUGGAUGCUUAUGAAGAGAAGGAAGAUGCAGCAUCCAGGAGGCUGCAGCUCACAUCCGAGACAUGGAGCAGAAGAGACGAGAGAUGGUACAGGCCAUCAACUGGGCAGCUGUUAACUUUCAUUGGCCACCAGGAAACAGGUGGGGAGGGCAACAUUCACACAGGAGCAAAACCUCCCUGGCUGAUGGAUGAAGAGGAAGGCGAAAGGCAGAUUGGACCUUCCUAUGAAGAAUACCUUCAGGAAAGACAGAAGCAGAAACUGAAGCAGCUUCCCCCAAGCCGCGUUGGGGCCAACUUUGACCAUUCAUCUCAGACAGGAGAUGCUUGGCUCCCCUCCUUUGGUGUUUGGAAUCAUGGUAGAAGGUGGCAAUCCAGACAUCAGUUCAAAGCUGAAUCUGCAAAUAAGCAGCCUGGGUCCAAGAGGAAAGGCCUUGAAACAGCUAAAAGUCUUCGUCCCCGAGGCAGCAGAAUUCAAAGCCAUUAAUCAAAAGAAGCCCAGCUGCUGCUACGGAAGACUUGUGGUGGCUCCUGUGAAAUGAACUCUGCUCCUCUAGCCUUAUGCACGCAAUUGUAUUACAUUAUAAUAAAACCGUUGUUAUAAUUGUAUAUGGCUUUUACUAAAAAUAUGGUUUCCAAUAAAUGUAAGCUAUUACAAAUAUUAAAAGGUGCAUUUGUCUAAGAUCCGCAAAGCAAAUAUGAGAUUGCAGAAAAUAUUGCCAUCAAAGUUAGGAGCUCAUCUAUGAUUUUCGAUAUAUCCCUUGUUUAUUCAGUUGUGCAAACUUAUCAAGAGAGACCACUACUUGCACUGCCACACAGUUAUAAAGCCAAUGCUUUCAUAAUGUUUUAUUUCAUGAACCCAAUUCUGCAAAUCUUUUUGUUAUUCAAAAACAGUAGAGCCAUAUUACCCCUUGCAUAAUAAUUGGCACUUGCUGAGAUCGUUACAAAGCCUCAAAAGAGUUUAAUCAAUUUAUUUUUUUGUGUAUACAAGU